AUGACAUCUAGUACUAUUACAAUCAUUGGGUCAUUAAAUUACGAUUUGGUCACUUACACCAAAGCAGUUCCGGAAGGUGGUGAAACUUACCAAGCAAACUCUUUCGAAAAUCAUCUUGGUGGUAAAGGUCUUAAUGAAGCUAUUGCAACUUCCAGACUAUCAGGAAAACAAUCCAAUUGCCAAAUUCGUAUGGUUGGUAAUGUGGGUAACGACUCUUUUGGUAAAGAAUUAAAACAGGCAUUAGUUGAUUCUGGGGUUGAUACGGAAUAUGUUAAAACUUUAGAACAUCAAUCUUCUGGGGUAGCGGUGAUUAUUGUCGAAGAAGACAGCGGCGAGAAUAGAAUCUUAAUUACUGCUGGUGCCAAUGGAGAAUUAUGUCCAACUAACGAGGAAUAUGAAACAUAUUUUCCAAAAGAUGUCGAGGGAACUCAAUUCGUUAUCUUACAGAAUGAAUACCCUGAUACCGUGAAAUCUAUUGAUUGGCUUAAGGCGAACCGUCCAAAAAUUAAUAUUGCUUACAAUCCUUCUCCUUUUAAGCCUGAAUUUAUCAAUCAGGACUUUUGGUCUAAAAUUGACUUCUUAAUUAUGAAUGAAGGAGAAGCUUUGAGUGUUGCAUCCAAAUUACUAACGCAAGAUCAAAAUGCUGAGUUCAACAAAACUAUCAAGCAAGACAAGGUAAAAGGUUUUAGCGACUUGGCAAAUAAGUUACAGGAAUUAGUCAACCCAGAAAACGUAAGUACGGUUAUAAUAACUAUGGGAAGUAAGGGGUCAAUGUUCACUUCUAGAAAUACUAAACCCACAUUCGUCAAAUCUGAAAAAGUUGCCAACGUUGUCGAUACUACUGGUGCAGGCGAUACAUUUUUUGGUGGAGUUGUUCUGCAAUUAGCUAAUGGGUCGAGUCUUGAAAAGGCUGUUGAAUUUGCAACUAAAGCAAGUAGCUUAGUUAUUCAAAAGAAGGGAGCUGCAGAAAGUAUUCCAACUUUAGAGGAAAUCACUAAAUACAUAUGA
Messenger RNA from Debaryomyces fabryi, 1008 nucleotides. RefSeq names its product putative ribokinase (gene RBK1). Gene Ontology annotation, biological process: D-ribose metabolic process. NCBI's taxonomy places the organism in Eukaryota, Fungi, Ascomycota, Pichiomycetes, Serinales, Debaryomycetaceae. The coding region runs from base 1 to 1008 and encodes 335 amino acids. Gene Ontology annotation, molecular function: ribokinase activity. The record is from RefSeq and is a predicted model, not a curated record. The transcript has a single exon.